UGUAUGGCUCCAGGCAAGACACGUAACCAAGCUGAAAUAUUUUCCCCAGCUGCAAGAGCUGUAGCACCAAAUACAAGGAGGGCCUGUGAGAUUUAACAGAAUUUUACAGAAAGCCGUGAGAUCCCUGCUAGAAAGCUGCUACAGAAAGGCAAGUAUUACAGUAUGUCAAACUACUGUUCAUAAAUGAGCUCCUUGGCUCCACAUCAGAGAAAAGCAGUGCCUGGAACUCCCUCUGUGAACAACCCUGAUGAAGAGGGUUGGGACAGAUGGGAAACAGAUGUGAAAACACAGCAGGAGAGCGGCAAACUCCACCAGCAGCAAACUCCACUGACUUGGGCAGGCAGGUUAUUUGGUGUACCAGCACCGGAGAGCAGACUUUCCCUGCCAACCACACUGAAGAGGCUGGAGAAAAGAGGUGUCAAGGCUUUUAUACAGAGUGGAAGAACAAGGAUGGGAAUUGUGUCUGGGUCCUUCUAGCAAGUCUCUCCUGGAGGAGAAGAAGCAGCGACCAAGCAUCGUCAGAAAGCAACAGUCUCAGCUAAGGGCCCAAGCACUGCAGAGCAGCUCUGCCCAGUACCUGGACCAGCCAGGCCCUGUGGUCAGGGCCGUAACGCACGGGGCCCGUGUGUCCUUUGCCACCGCGGAACCUGUUUGUCCAGCGCCCGAGGGAAGGAGCCCAUUAAACGGAGCCUCUGGGACGCGUCCCUCAGCCGGGACACGUGCGGAACUGCCGCAGGCCCAGCACGGGUGACGCUGGAGCUCAACACGUUGUUUAUGGGUCAUGUCCAGCGGGUGCCAUGAGGGCUGAGGAGCCUCGUCCCAGGCACCACAGAUCCUGCACCCCAGUGGAUCAGAUGUUGUGAACCGUUUCUGGGCUGAGCUGGUUUUGCAGUGCAUCCGGAAGUGUGGAGCACCAAGCGUCCGUCAUGUCUGACUGGGUGCUCCUCGGGCUGAUUGCAGUGCUGCUCGUGCUGCUGCUUUUGACCGUCUUUGGCUUCGCUGUCUACUCGGGGCUCUUCACAGAGGUGGUUGUGAGUGCUGGCUCCCCACCUGUCGGCAACAUCACACUGGCCUACAAGUUCAGGAUAGGCCCCUAUGGUGAAUCUGGGCAGCUCUUCACAGACGGCUGCAGCAUCUCGUCGAAGCUCUACUCCAUUGGUGUCUACUAUGACAACCCGCACACGGUGUCUCCAGAGAAAUGCCGUUUUGCCAUAGGCCGAAUCCUCAGUGAGGGAGAUGCAAAGCCAUCAGAAGAGCAAGUCAAGCGGUUCCAGAAGUAUGGCUUCAAGAUCUUCUCCUUUCCUGCCCCCAGCCAUGUGGUCAUGGCAACCUUCCCAUUCACUACACCAUUGUCCAUCCAUCUAGCAAUCAACCGUGUUCACCCAGCCCUUGACACCUACAUCAAGGAAAGGAAGCUGUGUGCCCACCCUCGAAUCGAGAUCUACAAGGAGGACCGCAUCUACUUUGUGUGUCCCCUUGCCCGCCAAGGGGACUUCUACGUGCCUGAAAUGAAAGAACUGGAGAGGAAGAGCAGGGCUGCUGCAGCUGAGGCCGAGGAUGCCCAGACAGACAUCACAGGGGCCGACACCCUGAGUGAGGCGAGCUCCGUCAGCAUAGAGGCCACAACUGACAGCAGAGACACCUCAGUGGCCACCUCCAUCCUGCUGCCAUUCCCAGCCAGCCGUGGCCGGGAGGAGGCAGACAACCGCAGCGAGCACAGCUACAGUGAGUCGGGAGCCAGCGGUUCCUCCUUUGAGGAGCUGGACCUGGAGGUCACCGUGGAUGGGGAAGGAGCCCCAGGCCUGCUGCCCGACGCAGGCUACGCAGGCAGCCAGGAGGCCACAGACAAGUGGACCAAGGAGCCCAUCGCUGCUGAGAGAGGAGAAGAGUGAUGUGGAGACCUGGCUGCCUCACCUUCCAACCGGGUCUGAGCUACUGGGAAACAGUUGCUUUUCCCAUCUCCUUCCUCUCCAGCCAAGAGAUUUCAGUUGCUGAUUUCCUUCAAGACCCACUCUCCCUCUUUGCAGAAAGGGUGUUAGGCCAUUUCAGGGAUGCCGGGAGGUAGGGGGGUCUCCUGCAGUGCCUGGUGGUGCAGGGUGGGUGCAGGCUGGGGGCAGUGAAAUGCAUUUGCUGUUUGUGUGUCUCUAGAUGCGUUGUAUAUUCCUUGCAGGAGUUUUGGGGGGGUGGUAAUGGAUGGCAGAGGUGUCCCCCAGCAUCUCUGCUGGUGCCCCUCUCACCCAAAGCUUCUCUCUGCCGCACUGCCACACAUUUUCUAGCACCAAAGAGCCGUGAGUAGGAUUGGAUUUGAUCCCCUCUUCUCUUCCCCUUGCUGAAAAAUGGAAACAUCCUGUGUAAACCUGGUCUUCCUGACACUGCCACGGGCACUUUCUGGGGUCUGUAAUAAAGUGGAUGCUUUUCCUCA
Messenger RNA from Melopsittacus undulatus (budgerigar), 2422 nucleotides. RefSeq names its product testis expressed 264, ER-phagy receptor (gene TEX264). The transcript has 7 exons. The record is from RefSeq and is a predicted model, not a curated record. The coding region runs from base 927 to 1892 and encodes 321 amino acids. Gene Ontology annotation, biological process: reticulophagy; protein-DNA covalent cross-linking repair. Gene Ontology annotation, cellular component: endoplasmic reticulum membrane; autophagosome membrane; replication fork. Lineage: Eukaryota; Metazoa; Chordata; Aves; Psittaciformes; Psittaculidae.